GCGGCGGCCCCCCGGCUGCGCGCACCCGCCCCGACACCAGCUCUGCCGUCCGCCCGUCGGUCCGGGAUGGCUGCGGCCAAGGCCGAGAUGCAGCUCAUGUCUCCGCUGCAGAUCUCAGACCCUUUCGGCUCUUUUCCCCACUCGCCCACCAUGGACAACUACCCCAAGCUGGAAGAGAUGCUGCUGCUGAGCAACGGGGCUCCCCAGUUCCUCGGGGGCGCCGGCGCCCCGGAGGGCAGCGGCGGUAACGGUAGCGGCACCAGCGGAGGCGGUGGAGGUGGAGGGGGCGGCAGCAGCGGCAGCGGCGGCAACAGCAGCGCCUUCAAUCCUCAGGGAGAACCGGGCGAGCCGCCCUACGAGCACCUGACCGCAGAGUCCUUUCCCGACAUCUCUCUGAAUGGCGACAAGGUGCUGGUGGAGACGAGUUACCCUAGCCAAACCACACGGCUGCCCCCCAUCACCUACACCGGCCGUUUCUCUCUAGAACCUGCGCCCAACAGUGGCAACACCUUGUGGCCCGAGCCCCUCUUCAGCCUGGUCAGCGGCCUCGUGAGCAUGAGCAACCCUCCAGCCUCCUCAGCACCAUCUCCAGCGGCCUCCUCCUCCUCUGCCACCUCUUCCUCUUCCUCCUCGUCCUCUUCUGCCUCGUCCUCGGCCUCCCAGAGCCCACCCCUGAGCUGCGCCGUGCCCUCCAACGAAAGCAGCCCCAUCUACUCUGCAGCACCCACCUUCCCCACUCCCAACGCGGACAUUUUCCCCGAGCCUCAGGGCCAGGCCUUUCCUGGCUCGGCAGGGACUGCGCUCCAGUACCCACCUCCUGCCUACCCCGCCACCAAGGGGGGCUUCCAGGUCCCCAUGAUCCCCGACUACCUGUUUCCACAACAGCAGGGGGACCUGGGUCUGGGCAACCCAGACCAGAAGCCCUUCCAGGGCAUGGAAAGUCGCACCCAACAGCCUUCGCUCACGCCACUCUCCACUAUCAAGGCCUUUGCCACACAGUCGGGCUCUCAGGACCUGAAGGCCCUCAAUGCCACCUACCAGUCCCAGCUCAUUAAGCCCAGCCGCAUGCGCAAGUACCCCAACCGGCCUAGCAAGACACCACCCCACGAGCGCCCAUAUGCCUGCCCUGUGGAAUCCUGCGACCGACGCUUCUCCCGCUCUGAUGAGCUCACACGGCACAUCCGCAUCCACACGGGCCAGAAGCCCUUCCAGUGUCGCAUCUGCAUGCGCAACUUCAGCCGCAGUGACCACCUCACCACCCACAUUCGCACCCACACGGGUGAAAAGCCCUUCGCCUGCGACAUUUGCGGGAGGAAGUUUGCCCGGAGCGAUGAGCGCAAGAGGCACACCAAGAUCCAUUUGCGGCAGAAGGACAAGAAAGCAGACAAAAGUGUUGUGGCCUCUUCGGCCACCUCCUCCCUCUCUUCCUAUGCGUCCCCGGCCACUACCUCUUAUGCGUCCCCAGUUGCCACCUCGUACCCGUCCCCCGUGCCCACUUCCUACUCCUCGCCGGGCUCCUCGACCUACCCGUCGCCUGUGCACAGCGGCUUCCCGUCACCGGCUGUGGCCACCACGUACUCCUCCGUCCCUCCCGUCUUCCCAGCCCAGGUCAGCAGCUUCCCGUCCUCAGCUGUCACCAACUCCUUCAGCGCCUCCACGGGGCUUUCGGACAUGACUGCCACAUUUUCUCCCAGGACAAUUGAAAUUUGCUAAAGGAAAAGAGGAAACUAGGGGAAAAGGGAAAGAAAGAAAGAAACACAAGAGACUUAAAGGGCAGGAGAAGGAGGUGGCCAUUACAGGGGGCUCCUCUCGGGUUGGAUGGUGGAGGCUCUUCUGGUGAAGACCCCCCUCUGCCCUGGAGUGGAGGGCCCUGGUCCCCUCUGCUACAGAGUGGAAGGCCAGCUCCCUCUGUCCGCUUUUCCCAUCUCCCAGAAGAAACCCUUCCCUAUUCCUGUUGACUUCAGCUGCCUGAAACAGCCAUGUCCAAGUUCUUCACCUCUAUCCAAAGAACUUGACUUGCAUGGAUUUUGGAUAAAUCAUUUCAGUAUCAUCUCCGUGGCCCGCCUGACCACCCCUUGCUCCCUUCAGUGCUAGAAAAUCGAGUUGGCAAAAAACAGGAUGUGGGUCCCUGGGACCCCUGCCCUGUGCCCUUGUACAGUGUCUGUGCCAUGGAUUUUGUUUUUCUUGGGGUACUCUUGAUGUGAAGAUAAUUUGCAUAUUCUAUUGUAUAAUUUGGAAUUAGGGCCUCAUCUUGGGGGGGGAGGGAAAAAAACAAAGAAAAGCCAAGCAAACCAAUGGUGAUCCUCUAUUUUGUGAUGAUGCUGUGACAAUAAGUUUGAAGCUUUUUUUGAAACAGCAGUGUCCUAGGCAUUAGUCAGAGCAUGUGUCAGAGUUGUUCCGUUAACCUUUCUGUAAAUAGUGCUCGAUUGUACUCUCACAUGUGGCAAAAUAUGGUUUGGUUUUUUCUUUUCUGUUUUUUGGAAAAAAAGAAGUGUUUUGUUUUUUUUGUCCUCUUGGUUUAAAAGUUUCACGUCUUGGUGCCUUUUGUGUGAUGCGCCUAGCUGAGGGCUUGACAUGUGCAAUCGGGACGGACAUGCUCACCUCUAGCCUUAAGGGGGGCAGGGAGUGACAAUUUUGUGGGGGGAGGAGGCUUUGGGAGCAAAACAAAGAUGAGGGCUGGGCUGAGCCUCGGUUCUCCGGAAUGUAAGGAAACAAAAAUCUAAAAGCAAAAUCUGAACUCUCAAAAGUCUAUUUUUUUAACUGAAAAUGUAAAUUUAUACAUAUAUUCAGGAGUUGGAAUGUUGUAGUUACCUACUGAGUAGGCGGCGAUUUUUUGUAUGUUAUGAACAUGCAGUUCAUUAUUUUGUGGUUUUACUUUGUACUUGUGUUUGCUUAAACAAAGUGACUGUUUGGCCUAUAAACACAUUGAAUGCGCUUUAUUGCCUAUGGGAUAUGUGGUGUAUAUCCUUCAGAAAAAUUAAAAGGAUAAUAAAGUAGCUGUGAUUGGGUAUGUGUUUCCUGGGCUGGGGGAAGGGCUGUGCUGUGGUAGGGGUGCUGAUGGAGGGGAGAUUUUUCUAAAGACUGGGCCUUUAUAGAUUGGAGGAUGCUCCAGCCUGAGUCGCAGCACAUGUGUGUCACAGAGUAAGUUCAUAAGUACUAAGCAGGGGUCUUC
Molecule: messenger RNA, 3172 nt
Organism: Ochotona curzoniae (black-lipped pika)
Lineage: Eukaryota; Metazoa; Chordata; Mammalia; Lagomorpha; Ochotonidae
Gene: EGR1
Product: early growth response 1
Exons: 2
Coding region: 67-1713 (548 amino acids)
Biological process (GO): regulation of transcription by RNA polymerase II
Molecular function (GO): DNA-binding transcription factor activity, RNA polymerase II-specific; RNA polymerase II cis-regulatory region sequence-specific DNA binding
Source: RefSeq, a predicted model, not a curated record